This is a messenger RNA of Acanthosepion pharaonis, 1509 nucleotides long. NCBI's taxonomy places the organism in Eukaryota, Metazoa, Mollusca, Cephalopoda, Sepiida, Sepiidae. The record is from the annotation of a GenBank genome assembly.
AUGCAUAUCUAUCUAUCUAUCUAUCUAUCUAUCUAUCUAUCUAUCUAUCUAAGUCUGCUCAUAUCUAUCUAUCUAUCUAUCUAUCUAUCUAUCUAUCUAUCUAUCUAUCUAUCUAAGGGCACCUUGAGUUAUGCUUGGAAAAUCACUAUCUAUCUAUCUAUCUAUCUAUCUAUCUAUCUAUCUAUCUCAUUCUGCUCAUAUCUAUCUAUCUAUCUAUCUAUCUAUCUAUCUAUCUAUCUAUCUAUCUAUCUAUCUCAGUCUGCUCAUAUCUAUCUAUCUAUCUAUCUAUCUAUCUAUCUAUCUAUCUAUCUAUCUAUAGUAGUCUUUCCAUUGAAACUCUAUCCAACUCUUUUUGUCUUCUAUCUAUCUAUCUAUCUAUCUAUCUAUCUUUUUGAAUCUGUUCAUAUCUAUCUAUCUAUCUAUCUAUCUAUCUAUCUAUCUAUCUAUUCAUAUCUAUCUAUCUAUCUAUCUAUCUAUCUAUCUAUCUAUCUAUCUAUCUAUCUAAAACUGUUGAUAUCUAUCUAUUUAUCUGAGUCUGUUCAUAUCUAUCUAUCUAUAUAUCUAUCUUCUGUUCAUAUCUAUCUAUUUAUCUAUCUAUCUAUCUAUGUGAAUCAUAUCAUAUCUAUCUAUCUAUCUAUCUAUCUAUCUAUCUAUCUAUCUAUCUAUCUAUGUGAGUCUGUUCAUAUCUAUCUAUCUAUCUAUCUAUCUAUCUAUCUAUCUAUCUAUCUAUCUAAAUUGUUGAUAUCUAUAUAUCUGUCUCAGUCUGUUCCUAUCUAUCUUUCAAAUUUACGACCGACUCUUACUGCAAUAAUCUUGAUUAAUUUAUUGAUAAUUAUGCUCGCCAUUUCAUGUGAUCGACAUUCUUUGUUGCUUUACGAGUUUCGCUGUGAAUUUCACCGAUUGUUUCUGCGCAGAAAAUACCUAAUGAAGCUUUUCAUUUAUUGGUCUGACGAUUUUUUUUCUUUUUCUUCUUCUGUCUGGUUUGCAUUUUUUUACCGUCUGCAUCUUAUUUUUACACUCUGUCGUUUUUUUUUUUUUUCCUAUUUACAUCUUUGUUGGUUUCUUUCUUUCUUUUUCUUACCUUUUAUUCUUAUUUCUUUCUUUUCUAUUUUCUCUUUCUUGCUAAAUCCUUUCAUUUUUUUUCUUUAUUUUCGAUCAUUCUAUUCUUUCUUUCUUUUUCAAUAUCUUUCUUUUCUUAUGUUUCCUUCUCUCUCUCUCUCUCUCUCUUUCUCUCUCUCCCCCUGGUUUUUCUUUGAGUUUCUGUUUUUUUUAUUAUUUCAUUCUUUCUGUCUGUUUUUUUCUUUCAUAUUUCCGCACUUGUCUUACACAUUUCCGUUUUUCUUUCACAUGUCUGUUAUUCUUUCAUUGUUUCUUUCUUUCUUUGCUUCUUUCUUUUACAUAUCUGUUUUUCUUUCUUCCUUUCUUUCUUUCUUUCUUUCUUUCUUUCUUUCUUUCUUUCUUUCACAUUUCUGCGUUUUCCUUAUAGUUUUCCAUUAUUCUUUCUAUUAA